UGGCUUCUGCCUAGUGAGGAAGGGUAUUUGGAGGCUGAAGGUUUAGAGAAGACAUGGCAUAUUAAGCAGGAGUCUAUAAUUCGCGAAGUGGAUGUUAUAAGUUCAAGAAAGCCAUUUGAUAUGAUCUUACCAGAGUUGGGUCCAUAUACACUUGAAUAUACUUUGAGUGGCCGUUAUAUGUUGGUUGGAGGACGGAAGGGUCACCUGGCAAUGAUAGAUAUGAUAAGCAUGGAUCUAAUCAAAGAGUUUCAGGUUAGGGAAACUGUGCGUGACGUGGUAUUCUUACAAAAUGAGCAAUUUUUUGCAGUAGCUCAGAAAAAGUAUCCAUAUAUCUAUAACAGGCAUGGCACUGAAAUCCACUGUCUAAAGGUAAAUUUUUUCUUAAAAGUAAAUGACUGUGGGUGGUUGUUAUCAAGUAAUCCAUGUUUUCUCAUGCUUGUUCUUGGUUUAUCAUAAUAGUGGAGGAGCAUAUAAAGUAGCUUAACUUAUUGA
This is a messenger RNA of Elaeis guineensis (African oil palm), 492 nucleotides long. NCBI's taxonomy places the organism in Eukaryota, Viridiplantae, Streptophyta, Magnoliopsida, Arecales, Arecaceae. The record is from RefSeq and is a predicted model, not a curated record.